Molecule: messenger RNA, 2178 nt
Organism: Periophthalmus magnuspinnatus
Lineage: Eukaryota; Metazoa; Chordata; Actinopteri; Gobiiformes; Gobiidae
Product: mitochondrial nicotinamide adenine dinucleotide transporter SLC25A51-like
Exons: 2
Coding region: 181-1116 (311 amino acids)
Source: RefSeq, a predicted model, not a curated record
GUGGUGGUACAGCAGUGCGCAGGCGCAGAGGGUGCGUUGCAGGGGUCACCUGCUUUGGUGCAGAUUCUACACGACCUACUGUGGUUGCCCAAAAUCUGCAAACACUCAAAGGACAACACCAGGUCCGGGGCAGGUGCAUAAUGGGGUUGAUGAGGUACACUGAGCUGCACUGAGCCAUUCAUGGCUGUUCGCACUAUGGGCUCUGAGUCAGCCCGGACUCCUCAGCCUCAGGCCGCUCUGGCGACAGGUGGCAGUGGCCUGCUGCCGGAGGGGAUGCUCACUGCCAGACUGGGACCUCAAGGAAAGCAUUAUGUGUGUGGGUCACUGGCUGCAUUUACCAACAUAUUGGUAACUUUUCCAAUCCAGAAGGUACUGUUUCGACAGCAGUUGCAUGGUGUGAUUGCUACUGAGGCUGUGCAGCAACUGCAGAGGGAUGGUCUGAGGAAUCUGUAUCGUGGUUUACUGCCCCCACUGCUCCAGAAAAGUACUACAGUGGCCAUCAUGUUUGGCCUGUAUGAGGACUUCUCCAGAGUCCUGCUGGACUUGGCUGGUGGGAGUGGAGUGCCUGAGAUUGUCACAAGAAGCUUUGCUGCUGCUUUAGCUGGGACUACUGAAGCUAUUCUUACUCCUUUUGAGCGUGUGCAGACGCUCUUACAAGACCACCGACACCACGGACGCUUCAACAACACCGGCCACACUUUUAGGACACUUAUGUCAGAGUACGGCAUCAGAGAGUGCUAUCGUGGACUGGUGCCUAUCCUCCUCCGCAAUGGUCCAAGCAAUGUGCUUUUCUUUGGCUUUCGUGGCCCCAUAAAGGAGCAGCUCCCUGAAGCUAGCAGUCGAGCAGGACACCUCAUCAGUGAUUUUGUGUGUGGGGGAUUAUUGGGGGCUGGCCUGGGCAUUAUGUUUUAUCCUCUAAAUGUUGUUAAAUCCCGGGCUCAGUCUCAGGUUGGUGGAGAAUUUCAGUCCUGCAGCAAAGUGUUCUUGACCGUGUGGAGAGAGAGGGGUGGCAGUUUACUAAUGCUGUUCAGGGGCGCCCAGUUAAACUACUACCGCUCAUUGAUAUCUUGGGGGAUCAUAAAUGCUACCUACGAGUUCCUGUUAAAGCUCCUGUGAAAGAGCUACAACUAAGUCAACUAAAGAGAAAGCCUAUAGAAAGUCAUUAUUUAAAGGGAUAAGUUUAUUGUGCAAAAAAAUCACGCUAAUGCACUAAGUAAAUCAAAAUGUUUCAGAGACAGUAGUGAAGUUACACGUGUGAAGGGGGCCAAUGUGAUGUAAUCUACCAUCAUGACUUUUUACUGUUGUCAUAGUAUAUAAAGCCUAUAUAAAGUAUGUGCCAGGGUCCAAGUGACACGCCCCUUUUCCUUCAUGUCCAGUAUUUGGGGCAGCACCUUUUUCAAAAGUCCAAGUUGAGGCCUAUUCAGUAGUUAGUGUUUUUGUAGAAAACAUUGUCUCAAAUAUGUGCCCAAAAAUUCAUGUAAAAAAAUCGAUUUGUCCUUUUUGUUUUGUCAUACGUUUGUGGAUUUGGCCAUUGAUGUGUAAAAAAGGCAAAAGAACCAAAUGUUGAAUUUCCUGCUUUAUGCUGCCAGUUGAUCAUACGAUUUUUAUUAUUAUUAUUAUUAUUUUUUUUUUAUCAAAGCAACAAUGAACUGUUUUCCAUGACUUUUCUAAAUUGCUUUUAGGUGUUUCUGGCAAGUGCACAUUGAUGUAAAGUACAGUAAAACAAUAGUACCGUCAGAUCAACAUUCAAAAAUAACUAUAGCAUGCCCUUUGUAUCUUUAUAUCAACUUUAUAUCAUGAAUCAUAUUGAGCUGACGAUUUUACAGCUUUCCUCACGCUCACUCUCCUUCCUGCCUGUAACAUCUGUUGACAUAAUGGGCUCAGAUUUCAAGCUUGAGUAGAUGCAGGGCUCUUGUAGGGAAGUGCUGCUUAGACCAAUCUCCCCUAGACUAGAGUGAGCAGACAGAGAGAGGGGAUAAUGUCCAGUGGCAUAAAAAAACUCAAGCUGUCAAUUGUGUGGUUGGCCAUCAACAGCUUUGUCUUUCUGAGCUUUCUAGGGUUUUACAUUUGAUAUACAUUGGUUUGGUAUUUAAUUUGUGAAUUUGGGGCAAUGUUGAUGGCAUUAAAUGAUCUUUGUAAUUUCCCUGAAGCACAAGUCAGUAAACAUUGUUAUGUUGA